AGAGGAUCCAAAAAUGAUCCUUAAGUUAAAGUAGCAUUACUACAAAAAUAUCAUUCAAGUAGAACUAAAAUGCAAAUAGUAAGAAGUUGUCAUCCAAAUACCUAUCUGAGAAAUAAAAAAAGGAUACGGUGAUAAUAUUAAAGUUUUGAGUACUAGUUUGAAUUUACGUAAUUUAUGGUCUAAAACAUAUUUGCAGAUGUUCCAAUACAUUUUGAAUUACUGGUACAAAAAGUAACUUACUAUUUUUGAAGUUUUGCUAAAAACCUGCAGCUUAUAAAUGAUGUGGAGUCAUGAAGCUUGUUUUUCUUCUAUUUUAUUGUAAUUUUAAAAAAACCUUUAUGUGCCCGAAGAAUAAAUGGUACAAAGGGUUUACACAUCAAUAUGUAAAGCCCAAUGUAACUGAGGUUGAUCAUCAUACAUCUACUUUAGUAAUAGUAUAAAGAAGUAUGAUUUAGUAUAGAAGUAUAUCUUAGAAAAGCUACUCAAUAAAGAACUAUUUUUACCAAAAUUUACCCAGAGAAAUGUAAUUGAGUAAAUGUAGUUGUCUAUAAAACUUGUAGUCAUAACCCUUAAUGACAGACUGAGUGACACGGUUAGAUCUUGUAGUUUAAUAAAAGCUGUGGUGAUUUACCGUCUUACAUAUUUGUUCCCCAGCAUAUCUUGAGAACUAACAUCUUUUUUCCGUUUUUAUUUACAGCUGAUUCCAGCAACCAAAUGAGCUGACGGGCGGUGAUCCUCCACUCAAACUCAAAGAGAUCAAGCUGUUGAGAUGGAUCAUUCUCCAUCUGUGUUCUCAGGAGUUAUGAGGACCAUUACAUUGGGUAUUGUGUGGCUCUUUCUCUGUCCUUCAGUGGAUGCAAUGUCUUUGAAAGGGCAGAAUGUAGACCAACAGGAAGGAAAGGCAGAAGUCAGAGAAGAGACGCUGCCUAAAAGAGUAAAGCGAGGCUGGAUGUGGAACCAGUUUUCCGUGAUGGAGGAGUAUACCGGGACUGACUACCAGUAUAUUGGCAGGCUCCAGUCUGACAAGGAUCCGGACAACGGCUCUGUCAAGUACGUUCUCUCUGGCGAGGGGGCCGGCACCAUCUUUGUCAUUGAUGAGAGCAAAGGGUUCCUGCACGCCACUCGGCGCCUGGACCGUGAGGAAAAGGCUUUUUACAAGCUCAAAGCCACAGUGGUCAACAAACAGACAGGUCUGCAGCUGGAGCCAGAAACAGAGUUCAUCAUUAAACUCCAGGACAUGAAUGAUAAUGAGCCACAGUUCAGCCAGGAGGUGUACACUGCCAGCAUACCUGAGAGGUCUGAUGUUGGAACGCCGGUGAUCCAGGUGACGGCUACAGAUGCAGACGAUAGCAUGUAUGGGAUUGGUGCCAAGCUGUUCUACAGCAUCAGCCGGGGACACCCAUACUUCUCUGUGGACCCCACCACUGGUGUAAUUCGUACCGCUUUGGGUCCUAAGGAUAUGGAUCGUGAGACAAAGGAGCACUACCAGGUUGUGAUCGAAGCCAAAGACAUGGCUGGACAAAGAGGAGGGCUCACUGGUACUACUGUAGUUAACAUCUCCCUCACUGAUGUCAAUGACAACCCUCCAGUCUUCACUCAAAGUGUGUACCAACUAAGUGUUCCUGAAUCAGCCAUGUUUGGGACAGUGGUUGGAAGCGUUCAAGCUACUGACAGAGACAUUGGGAGGAAUGCAGAGAUGUCUUUCAGUAUCACCAGUGGGGACAGCAUGGGUAUUUUUGAUAUUUCUACCGACAAGAACACUCAAAAUGGAGUCAUCACUGUCAAAAAGCCUUUGGAUUAUGAGAAAAAAUCCUCAUACACAAUAGAAAUCCAGGUCCGGAACAGCCAGAAGGACCAUGUUUUCAUGUUGAGAGACUCUAAAGACAUGGCCACAGUUCAGAUCAGGGUGGAAGAUGUUGAUGAACCACCACUGUUCAGCAAAGCUCACUACCUGAUGGAAGUGAAGGAGGAUGCACCAAUCAGCACAGCUGUUGGGUCUGUUAGUGCCACAGACCCUGAUCAAGUUCGUCGUGUAAUCACAUAUUCAAUUGAACGACACACUGACAUGGAUCACGUAUUUGGCAUCCACCCAGGAAAUGGAUCUGUCUUCCUACUCAAACACUUGGACCGGGAGCAAAAGGCCUGGCAUAAUUUUUCAGUCAUUGCAAAAGAAUUUCGUCAUCCCCAUCAGAGCAGCCAUACUCUGGUCUACGUUCGCCUGCUGGACAUCAACGACAAUGCCCCCACCUUUGCCACUGAUUAUGAAACCUUUGUGUGUGAGAGAACCAAGGUUGGCCAGCUAAUCCAGACCAUCAGAGCUGUUGAUGCAGAUGCUCCUUCAGCAGGACACAGUUUCUAUUUCAGCUUGGCUCCUGAUGAGGCCAACACAAGCAACUUUACUAUCCGAGACAAUGCAGACAACACUGCUGGGAUUUUGACUCGUCGAUCCAGCUACAGCCGCUUCCAGCAGAGUGUCCACUUUGUUCCUGUGGUAAUCACUGAUGGAGACUAUCCAAUUCAGAGCAGCACCAGCACGCUCACUGUCAGAGUUUGUGCCUGUGAUCAUAAAGGCAACAUGGAGCUUUGUAAUGUAGAGGCGAUGAGUGACUCUCCUGGACUCGUCACUGGAGCCCUUGUUUCUGUUCUUCUCUGUCUCCUCAUACUGCUAAUUGUUGUUAUUUUCUUCACCACACUGAAACGCAGAAGGAAACAAGAACCUCUCAUCGACUCCAAAGAGGAUGUCCGGGAUAAUGUAGUGAGCUACAAUGAUGAGGGGGGUGGCGAGGAGGACACUCAGGCUUUUGAUAUUGGUGCACUAUACCAUCCAGCCCCAGCCCUGGAGGAGUCUGUUAAACAGAGGCGGGACAUUAUCCCCUAUGACACACUGCUGUACCCUUCAAACCUGUGGCAGGCUCCCAUGACUUCCGGUCCUGUGGUAUCUGCAGCAGUGACCUCCAGCAACAAUGAAGACGUGUGGGAAUUCAUCAACCAGAAGGUUCUGGAGAACGACUGCAACCCAACAGGUCCGCCAUAUGACUCAUUGGCCACGUAUGCUUACGAGGGCUCCGGUUCAGUGGUGGAGUCGCUCAGCUCACUGGGCUCUGCCUUGUCUGAGACGGAACAGGAAUACCACUACCUGCAUGAAUGGGGACCCAGGUUCAGGAAGCUGGCGGACAUGUAUGGAGCCGCGGAUAAUGACUUUUCUUAGCAAGAUGUUCACUGCCCAGAGGCAUCUUAGGAGGUUUCUUAUUCCAGAAAACCAUAAAUGCUCCUGGUGGGCUUUGCAGGGAUUGUUUUUUUACUUUUACACACUGUCUGGAAAAUCAGUGUAUUCAUGAAUCACUUGACUCAUUAUGUAAUAAAAACCAAACAUGCCAAACAGCAAAUUAAAAUACUUUUUAAGCUAUGCAUUAACCACCUGUGCAAUAUGGGAUUUGAAAACAAACAGUUUAAAGUUGAAAAUCAAGUUUACUGAUUUCUAACUAUAUGCAGGAAUUUAUAUGCACUCGCAAAACAAGUUUUUUUUUGUUUGGAUCAAGUGGCCUUCUGCUUCCCUUUAGGCUGAACUGAUGAAGCAUCUCAACUGGAUGAUAGAUUAGGUUCUAAACAAGUGUUUUUUCAUCUUUAGUGCUCUUUUCUUUUUUUUUCUUUUUUUGCUUGUUGACUGAAGCUUUGUUUGAGACCCUUGUAGCCCAGUAUCUGCUCAGGGGGGCUGGCUUUUGAUUCCAACUUUCACUGGAUGGUUCAAGCACAAGUACUUUUAUUAGACUCAAAAAGUGUGAUUAAGAUCACAAAAGAAAGCUGCACCUGUUUUCAACAGUGCUUUAGUCACUCCAAAAAGUUUCACUCUGCUUUUAUGAUUUCAUUAGUGUAAAUGUAAAAAAUGGUCAGAAUUGAAUAGCUUGCUAAUAAAAAUGUAUAUAUAACUCUUUUCUAAAAAUAAAAUGUUUGCUAAAAA
This is a messenger RNA of Oryzias latipes (Japanese medaka), 3958 nucleotides long. Lineage: Eukaryota; Metazoa; Chordata; Actinopteri; Beloniformes; Adrianichthyidae. The record is from RefSeq and is a predicted model, not a curated record.